UCGCUCGCUUGCUUGCUCUCCGGCUCCCUCGCCCGCGACUCCUUCCUUCCAAGGGGGGCGCCGGCUGCUGCUCUUCGCCGCUGCCGCCGCCGCGCUGCAUGGGGCGCGAGCGCUUGGCGCUUUCCAGAUAUGGUCAAGGCGGCGUCGGGGGUGGAGGUGGUGCUGCCGGCCGCGGCGGGCUCUCUGUGAUCGCCGGCACCCGAGGAGGGGGGCCCGGCGGCGGGAGGAAGAAGCGGACCCGCUGAAGGAAGGCGAGUAGUGGGAACGGCCGCGGCGGCGCUUAUCUACUCCUGCCCACAGCCAGCCGGGGAGCGGCGGGCGAGCAACUCUGUCUGCAGGCAAGGUGUGUGUGUGUCUGUUUGCGUGUGUUGCCCGCGCCUCUCCGCAAACACGCCCCCUUUGCCCACCCUCUCUCCCCUCCUCCCGCUGCUCCCUGCGUGGCUGCCCAGGGUGGGAACUUCCCAGGCACCUCGUGCUGCUUGCAGGGAUCUCCCCGGCGACCGAGGGAGGGACCUGUUGCUGCAGAGGAGGUUGGAAAACGUUGGGAAACUGGUACGAGAAGCCAAUCAUGAUGGGAUUAAAGAAUCUAGCUGCCUUUCCUGGUGGUCUUCACCUUCUAAGUGUUUGUAUGCUCUUGCUGCUAUUUCACAUGGACAAAGUGCAUGCGGAAUACCCGUCCGAAAAUGCCAGCGAAGUUGAUGAGUGCACUGGUACCUAUUUCUGUAAGAAAGGAGUGAUUUUGCCAAUCUGGGAGCCUCAAGACCCUUCCUUUGGAGAUAAAAUAGCAAGAGCUACCGUAUACUUUGUGGCUAUGGUCUAUAUGUUUCUAGGAGUAUCCAUCAUAGCAGACCGCUUCAUGUCAUCCAUAGAAGUUAUCACAUCCCAAGAAAGAGAGAUCACGAUCAAGAAACCCAAUGGCGAGACCACCAAGACGACUGUUAGAGUUUGGAACGAGACUGUUUCCAACUUAACGCUGAUGGCUCUGGGCUCUUCUGCACCUGAGAUUCUCCUUUCUGUCAUUGAAGUGUGCGGCCAUGGCUUCACUGCAGGGGACCUUGGGCCGAGCACCAUUGUAGGAAGUGCUGCUUUUAACAUGUUUGUCAUCAUAGCCAUCUGUGUCUACGUCGUCCCUGAUGGGGAGGUCAGGAAGAUUAAGCACCUCCGUGUGUUUUUCGUCACAGCCGCUUGGAGCAUCUUUGCCUACACAUGGCUCUACCUGAUUUUGUCUGUCAUAUCGCCUGGGGUUGUUGAUGUCUGGGAAGGCUUGCUCACCUUGUUCUUUUUCCCCAUCUGCGUGGUGUUCGCAUGGGUUGCGGACAGAAGGCUUUUGUUCUACAAGUACGUCUACAAGAAGUACAGGGCUGGCAAGCAGAGGGGCAUGAUCAUCGAGCACGAAGGCGAAGGGCCACAGUCCAAAGCGGACAUUGAAAUGGAUGGGAAGGUGGUGAAUUCUCAUGUCGAAAGCUUCUUGGACGGCACCCUGGUUCUAGAGGUGGACGAGAAGGACCACGACGACGAGGAAACAAGGAGGGAAAUGGCCAGGAUCCUCAAAGAGCUGAAGCAGAAGCACCCAGACAAAGAAGUUGAGCAGCUGAUAGAGCUAGCUAACUAUCAGGUUUUGAGCCAGCAGCAAAAGAGCCGAGCCUUUUACCGUAUCCAGGCCACUCGGCUCAUGACGGGGGCUGGAAACAUACUGAAGAGGCAUGCAGCUGACCAGGCAAGGAAAGCGGUCAGCAUGCACGAGGUCAACUGUGAAGUGGCAGACAACGACCCCAUCAGUAAGGUCUUUUUUGAGCAGGGCACCUACCAGUGCCUUGAGAACUGUGGCACGGUAGCCCUAACUAUUGCUCGCCGAGGUGGCGAUUUGACCAAGACCAUCUCAGUUGACUUCCGAACAGAAGAUGGCACAGCCAACGCAGGCUCUGACUAUGAGUUCACUGAAGGGACUGUGGUGUUUAAGCCAGGCGAGAUGCAAAAGGAAAUACGGGUGGGCAUAAUUGACGACGAUAUAUUUGAGGAAGACGAGAACUUCCUCGUUCACCUCAGUAAUGUGAAAAUGUUAUCUGAGGAGGGAGAAGACGGCGUUCUGGAGGUCAACCACAUUGCAACCGUGGCUUGCCUGGGGUCGCCUGCUACUGCCACUGUCACGAUCUUUGACGACGACCACGCUGGCAUUUUUACCUUUGAGGAGCCGGUCACUCACGUGAGUGAGAGCGUGGGAACGAUGGAAGUGAGAGUGCUACGGACAUCUGGAGCGCGAGGAAAUGUUAUUGUGCCCUACAAAACCCUCGAAGGCACGGCCAAAGGGGGCGGAGAGGACUUCGAAGACACUUGCGGAGAGCUUGAGUUCCAGAACGAUGAGAUUGUGAAAUACAUUACCCUUAGAAUACUUGACCGAGAGGAAUAUGAGAAAGAGUGCAGUUUCUACCUUGUGCUUGAGGAACCAAUAUGGAUCCGAAGAGGAAUGAAAGGUGGCUUCACAAUUACAGGGAAACGUUUGAACGGCCAACCUGUCUUCCGGAAGGUACAUCCUAGAGACCAUCCCUUUCCUUCUACUGUAAUCAACAUUCAAGAAGAGAACGAAGAGAAGCAACCACUGACCAGCAAAGAGGAGGAAGAGCGUCGCAUUGCAGAAAUGGGGCGCCCUAUCUUAGGGGAGCAUACGAAGCUGGAAGUGAUUAUUGAGGAGUCCUACGAGUUCAAGAACACCGUGGACAAGCUCAUUAAGAAGACAAACCUAGCUCUUGUGGUUGGAACAAACAGCUGGAGAGAACAGUUCAUUGAAGCUAUCACUGUCAGCGCUGGAGAGGACGACGACGACGACGAAUGUGGGGAAGAGAAGCUGCCCUCCUGCUUUGACUAUGUGAUGCACUUUCUGACCGUCUUCUGGAAGGUCCUUUUUGCCUUUGUCCCCCCUACGGACUACUGGAAUGGUUGGGCUUGUUUUGUUGUGUCCAUCUUAAUGAUCGGCCUUCUGACGGCGUUCAUCGGGGACUUGGCGUCCCAUUUUGGCUGUACCAUUGGGCUGAAGGAUUCUGUGACUGCAGUUGUGUUCGUUGCAUUGGGGACUUCAGUGCCAGAUACGUUUGCCAGCAAGGUGGCAGCCACGCAGGAUCAAUACGCAGACGCUUCCAUAGGCAACGUCACCGGGAGCAACGCAGUGAAUGUUUUCCUGGGGAUUGGUGUCGCCUGGUCCAUCGCUGCCAUCUAUCAUGCAGCCAACGGCAGGCCAUUUGAAGUUCAACCAGGCACCCUGGCGUUCUCCGUCACCCUCUUCACUAUAUUUGCUUUUAUCAGUGUUGGUGUGCUCCUCUACCGGCGGAGACCGGAGAUUGGAGGUGAGCUGGGCGGGCCACGGACUGCCAAGAUUCUGACCUCAAGCCUCUUUGUGCUCCUCUGGCUCUUGUACAUAUUAUUCUCAUCUCUGGAAGCCUACUGCCACAUACAGGGCUUCUAAAAGAACUAUUGGAGAGAGCAUCUAUAAUGUAUCUAUAUAUACAGAGAGAGAGAAAGAAAGAGAUAGGUAUAUAGAUAUAGAUCUAAUAUUAUUGAACUGAGGAAGAAAAGACAUUUUGCCAUGUUCACUUAUCUACUGAUGGAAUGUAGCUUUGCGGUAGGAGUUUGGAACCUGCAGGACUCUCCACCAGGGGCAGCGUCAUAGAAACGGAGGCACAGAUGCAGGGUCAUCUUUGCAACUCAACCUACGAGAUCACGAUGGAGUUACUUCCUAUUCCCCCCUUCUCCUCCCCUAGAUGAGGAUUGAUCCGAUUGCAAUGGGGGGGGAGGGCCUUGAUUGGAAUGGCAGAAGGCCAGGUUCAGCUAUAUCGUAUUGAGUGGAUGACUUUCCAAGGGGAGUUCUUGACUUUCUUACCGAUAUCUUUGUUGCCUUCUUCAUAACUCAAGAAUGAGCCGAAUCAUCGCCCUCAAAGAAAACAUGUGAGUGUGGAGUGACAUACACGGUCCGGGGGCUUUCUAGCCUCCAUGCUGUUUUGGGGUGUGGUUGGUUUUUUGGUGGUUUUUUUAAAAUUAUUCUUCCUCCUUUGCUGCCCAGCUAUUAAGAGUACCUUACGUUGAAAACAACCACACAAGUCUCUUUUCCCAUUUUUUUUCUUUUCUUUUGGAACUGUAUUUAUGAUUGGUGCAUCCAGUCCCUCCUUUAAAAGAAAAACGAUCUUCUUAGACAGCCUUUGACCAGCACUCCAUUUGCUCCGAAACUGUGGAAUUUACAGACACAUGCCCAAAGCCCUAAUGUCCAACUCCUGCUUCGCUUUUUUUGUUCUCGCUCUGACGUACCUCGUCAGAUUUGUUUCACUUACCUCCUGUGCCCUUUCCCACCCUGCUGCCACUCUUUGCUGCUCUGCUCCUUUUCAUGCUCCUCUUUGGGAAUGCUUUCAUGGUACUUGCUGUAACACUUUGCAUGAAAGAAGCAAACCAUAAUCUGUAAUAUAGCAUUGAAUAGCGGUGGUAGUCUGCUCAGCGAUGCCAAUUGAGCACUGAAGAUGCAAGUAUGUGGUUUUCUCUCUUUCUUUCCACACUUUUCCUUUCAUUUUUUAACAAACAGGACGAGAGGAAGGUAAAUAGCUGGCAGUCCUUUGCUCUGCAUAAGUGUCCUAAGAAGCAAUAACCAAGAGAUGUGUGGAAAUGCGUGUGUUUUAAAAGGGAAAAUUUGCGCAGAGUCUUAGGCCAUUCUAGAAUGGGAUCUUACCUGCCAGCCAAGCUUAGGAUGAACUUGAACAUAGGAACCUGCUUAUACUGAGUCAGGCCAAUGGCCCAUCUAGCACAGUACUGUCUACUCUGACUGGCAGUGACUCCCCAAGGUCUCUGGCAGAGGCCUCUUCCAGCUACCUACCAUUUUUAACUCAAGAGUCCAUGGAUUGAACCUGGGACUUUCGGCAUACAAAGCAUAGGCUCUACGUCACUGAGUUACAGAUGUGUAGAACCUGCUUUGCAUCUAGUCUGUAUGAACUAAGUGGGUCUUAGCAUUGCUCACGCUAAGUAUGAGUAGCCAUAUCGAGCCCUACGUAAGCAGAAUAUCCUUGAGUUUUUCUUCAAGUGUCAGUUUCCCCUCCCCAAUAUAUUUAUGCUGUGUUUGUUUCUGUCUUUAAGUACCUGAUGUGCCAACCCUUUGGCACCUUUGGCUUCAGCACUUUGAAAACCUGUCCCCUGGUCCAGUCUUCAUGAAGGGGCACCUUGCAGAUGCAGUCAAAUUUAGUCCCCUCCAAUGGAUGCUAAACAUUCCACUACCCACCGAUCUUCAUUGUCCUAGCUAGGAAAAGUGGCAAAUCUUGCAUUGUCCAGCAGUGGAUGCAUUUUGUCCCUGGGAAUUAGAAGUAGGACUCCUGCUAUUUAUUAGUUGUUCAUUGUGAGCUAUAUACUCAGUCCUUGUACAAUUGCACAGAGAGGUACUGAAACAGCUUUUGCUUUGGAAAUGCCAUCAUCCAGCGCUCAGGUACAGCGGGUGCUUGCUUUGUUGCUGGGUUGUUUGUUUUUUCCAUCUCUCCCCGUCCACCUUUCUUCACCCCACACCUUUCUCAUUUAUCAGAUCCCCACCCUGUCUCCAAGCUCUGGUGCUCAUGGAAGGAACAAGCCAUUAGAAAAAGAUCAGAACAAGGGAAGUCAGCCAGUCUUAAGAUACCACCAGGGUAGCAUGGAAGGACCUUCAAGGCAUGGCUAGAGGGAACCAAAACCCUGUGAUGGUUGUAGGGAAGGAUCAGCUCUACACAUCAGGAGAUCCAAAAAUAGAAAUGAAGGGGGCUGCUCGGCAGUCAUGGGCCAAUGUUACUUGCUCUGUAAAUGGAGAAAAUGCAGGAGUGGUGGGGAGAGAGAAUUCUGACUGUAGCAGCUUGGAACUACUUGAGUGAAGACGAAAAAGGGUACCCAGGGCUGGGCGAGGGGAGCUGUUCAAGGAAGCAACUGAAUUGACACAGCAGAAAAGGGGAGAUUAGGGAGACAGACCCUGCUGAAAUAAGUCAGCUUUCCCACCCUAACAGAACAAGAAAGUCCACUUGGUGGAGAUGUGCUGGAUGUCAUCACCAAUGCUGCCCUCCUCUUAAGCAAAGUCUGUUUACAGGGGAACAGGAAAACGGUCAAUCUUUUUGGCAGAUAGUGAACACAGUGUGUGUACCUUCCCAUGCCACAUGAAAGCUAGUGGGUGUGCUCUUGUGGAAUUUAAUAAAAUUAAAAAAGACCCAUGCAAACACUUCCUUAAGUGCAGUCGGUGUGCCUUCCGGAGAGAGCUACCGGUAGGAGGAUGGUUUUCAGGGUGGCGAGCAGCUGCCAACCGGAGGGAAGGCAAAUUCAUUCACACUUUUUAUCUCCUAAAGCAGUGGUUCAUGCUUAGGAGUGAGGUUGUUGGUCCAUCAAGCUCAGUUCUGUCUACUGCCAGUGGAAGUGUUUCUAUGGGGUCUUGCAUCAGACAUGCCAGAGGCUGCAACCUUAUGUGCAAAGCAUAACAGCUGUGGCUCUGGAGUGUGUGCAUGGCCUUCUGAUUUGAGUGAUGUUGCUUGGGGGACAAAAGGAAGGUGGUGGAAUUUGCAAGCCAUGCCCCCAAACCCAAGCCCUAGUCUUUCUUCCAUUCAUCUAAUGGCAGUAUCAGGGAGUGUCCUUAGAGCCACAUUAUUUCCUCUAUAGAUUGACCUAAACAACUGCUCUUCUCUCACACUGUGACACAUGGAGUGAUUCCUCCCCCCCCAAAAAAAAAUAAUAAUAAUCACAUGCAGGGAGCGAUAUGGUUGGGUGUAUCCAUUCGCAGGAGGGGGCAGAUAGCACCUCCAUCUUGUAAAGCCACAGGAAACUGUGUCCAUGCACCUUAGCUGGACCAGAUCAUCAACUGCUAUAGGAUCAUUUGUUAAAUGUCAGAAGAAAAUCUAAUUGUAUCAUUAACCCUGUAAUGACUGAAUGGAGGAUGUUGGAAGGAAAAAGUUGCAGGGGGAAGAGGGUUCUCUCUUUGUAUUAGCAGAUUUCUUACUAGACUGUAGCCUCCAGAUUCAUUCAAAUCCGUGUUAUUUUGCCAGUGUAAUGAUUGAGAGGUAUGGAACGGCCCAGAGCCAUGCUCAAGAGUUUCCUGUCCAUUUUAGGUGGGGGAGGGGGGAGAGGCAAGCUUUACAUGCACAUUUUGUUGUCUGUUGAAAUGAAGGAGAAGCCCUGUGCACACAAAACACGUCCCUGCGCCUAUCCUUCAUUAUUUGUGAUUGCAGAAAUAAACCACUGCUGGUCAAAUCUUUAGUAGCUUCUUCUGGGCCAGUUGAAGUCUUGUGAAUGAACUUUCCAUCCGCAUCACAUGGUAAAAGGGACAGAGGUUAGCCUAGGCUUUUGCCCAGUCUGUGGAAUGCUUCAGUUGUCCUGUUGUGAGUUUUUCUUUUUAAAAUGGAGUGAAUAAUAUUUCCCUCCCCCAACCCCGUAAAGAAAAUUUCUUCACUUUUGAGGAUUUCUUUUUCCUGUUUGGUUUCAUUUGAUUUGUUUGUUGGGGUGGGUGGGUGGGGGAGGGGAGAAAAUUAAGCAACGAUUGGGGUUGUUCAGGGAUUAUAAUAAUAAUAAUAAUAAUUAAUAUUAUUAUGGCUGUGUUUGUGUAAAAUUAUUUCAUUUCAUCUUGUUUGUUUGUUUUCCUUCAUUUUUAUUUGCGUGUAUUGUGCACAGUAACGGAGAGGCAGUGAGUACACUGAUUGUGAUAAAUGGUACACUGAGGCACAGAAAAAAAAUAAAAUUUAUAAUUGGUUCUGAUUUGAACAUUAGUACUGCUGCAUUUUCCCUGUGCGUCUCAUUUCUUCUUCCAUUGACACCUUUCAUUCGUGUGUGUUUUAUUGUUAUUUGAUAUGUUCCUUCCAUGGUCUUAAGUCCUUAGUGGGCUCCCGCAAAGCCUGGGUUUCAGAUGCAAGAUAUCCAUUCAGAAAGACAGUAUCCAUGUUUUUCCUCCCAGACAGGUACAAAACAUGAUCAGAGAAAUAGCCAUAUUGUUGUCCAUUUCCCCACAAUUCACACACUCUUGUUCUAUUCAGUACCCACUCACACACACACACAAGCCAACAAACACACAAAUUACAACUGUUAAGGCCACAAGCAGACAGAGCUGGAGUCAGAAGAUACAAGGCAAAACCACGGAUGUUUUAGUCGAGAUUCCUGCAUUGCAAGGGGGCUGGACUAAAUGACCCUCGGGGGGUCCCUUCCAACUCUAGGAUUCUAGGAUUCCUGGUCUGGGAAAUGGGGGCCACUGGUGUAGCUACGAGAUAGUCAGGUCUGCAUUCCUGUGUGCCUCUCCCGUAAUAUCACAUCACCUGCUGCCCGACUGAGAAUACAGCGUUGCACCAGCGGAAGUCCACUUGCAGAAUUGAACUUCCUCUCCUCCCUCUCGCAGGCACCCCAAAGAUCUCCAAAGGUUUCCCCAACCCUCUGGAGCAGAUUUUAAAGGUGCCCAAGAGACCAUGGAGGAAGGGGAGGAAAGGAAGGUAUUCACGUCAUCACCGUCUGUUCCACUUGCACACAGACAGCAUUGGAUACAACUCAUAAUACUUAAUUCAGUCUCGGCAAGAAGAAUAGCAAUGAUUUAUCUGUUUAUCAUUUAUGCAUCUUUGUUUUAAAACAUCAGUGGUGCUUUGCAACCAUGUAAUGUAUCUCAUGCUGGGCCAACACACAACAUUUGAUACCUCAGGAGAGGGAGAGGGAGAGAGUCCACACCCAACAGUAAAAAUAUAAUAAUAGUUUGCUGUGCUGUAAUGAUGAUACUCCAAAAUCUGCUGCCAAGAUCAUACCAAAUCACCUCGUCUAACAGUACAUCUAGCCUUGACUUUGUGGAGACUUUGUGAAGUCACUGGUACUCCCAUUUUACAGAUGGGAAACUAAGAUUGGCAAAGGCCUGGUUGGGCUGUUAGUGUUAGUUAUUUCACCCUAGCCAGAUCCCACAUCUCAUCUGCAAUAUUUGAUUUUAAGGAUGCAGAUGGAGCGUGCAGAUUGCGUGGAAAAGUAACCACACCAGUAAACUUUCCCCACACAAUUCCAUCCAUGAAAUAUCUGCUUCAAAGUGUCUGAAUGUGACAACCUUACAAAUUAGGCAGUAAUCUUUCACACAAACACCUGUUAUCCUGCUCCCUCCCCCUCCUGUCAGGAUUUAAAAUAGAUGCAAUUUACUUAAAAAAUUAUCACAAACCCAAGAGGUUCUUUGUUCCAUCAGCUAACUGAGCUUAGUGAUGCAAAAUAACUGCUGCCCACGGCCAUCGUCUGAAAGGGCAGGGCAUAUUAGCAAAGAGGGACUGCUGCUGCUGCUGCUACUGCUUUUAUUAUCAGGGUUAAAAGACUUUGCAGUUUGAUUAUGUAAUGUGCACGGCAGUCAGCCAAAAUGUAAUUUUAAAAGGGAAUUGGAAAUGGACAAAAUGAAAUAUACUGCAUGCCAAAACCAGAGAGUUUAGAGGGAAAUGCAAUUUCCUUGGGAUUUUUUUUUAGGGGGGAGGUACCCAUGGUCUCUAUGCUAGGAGUAGCCAAUGUGCUGCCCUCCAGAUGUUGCUGGACUCCCAACUCCCAUCAGCUGCUGCAACCAGGGACGAUGGGAGUUGUAGUCCAACACUAUCUAGACUGCACCACAUUGACUGUCCCUGCUCUGUAGUUUUGCACCCAGUACAAAAGUCCUCCUGUCCACUGAAGGAAGCUUCAUUGUGGCUCCUAAGUGAAUGAAAUGGGCUUAUGGUUCCUAAGCACUGUGGCAGCACACAAGAGGGCAUAAGCAUGGAAUGUGACCACUAGCUCUAAACCUAUGGUGUGGUGUUCAGCAGAAGCAGCCAAGAUGAGCUGAAAACGCUAAAAGAUUCCCAACCCUGAUAAGCAUUCCUUCCUACUGAUUCAUAUGAGCCCUGUCAGCUUCUGCAGUGAAAGGUGGGCUUCUCUUCCCUCACAAAAGGGCGUAACACUAAACCAUGGUUUCUUGAGGACAGCGGGGUAGAUUCCUCUAUUGGAGGACUACAUGACUAGAUGACUCUCUCAUCCCUCCCAACUCCAUGAUUCUAUAAUUGUUAUGAAAAAGAGGUGUCCUGAUGAACCUUAGGACUAUAUAGUAUGUACAAUGGAAGGAGAUCUGAAUAAAACCAGAAUUUUAUUCCUGGUUUAGAAGAAGCUGUGGUUUGUUAUUUAGUCCAAACCAUGGUUUGCUCAAACCCAAGCCAGAAUUUGGUGUAACCUGGUUUGUUAGCAAUCCGUGGUUUGAACAAAACCGCCAUGUACUGAGUUCUGCUGAAACAACAAACUUUGAGUUCUUCUAAACCAGGAGUGGGUGCUCUGAAUCUCCCCCCCCCCUUUGCGUAAAAGGGAGGGAACAGCAUAUAGUUCCAAAGUUCACGGCAGCACAUUCUCAAAACCAGAAAACAAAAGCAAGUAGACUGGGGGAAAGAGAAGCAGAGACGCAUGGAAGCAGCAUGGCGAAGAGGGGGAAAGAAGGAGCUUUCACCAGGUCCAGGAAGUCACUUAAAACUAGCUGCAGGUUCCCCACUAUUCAGAUAGUAAAAGUCUGUCUGGAAAUGUUCCCACAUACAGUAAUCCCAUUGACACACACAAGUCUGUUCAUUUCAUUGGAGCCUGUGCAGCUCUUCCCAAUAUCUCACGCCCAAGGCUUUUACAGAUGGAAUAGAGUUGUAAUACUUUAAAGAGAAAUCAGUGUUUGUUUGAAACCCAGCUUUGCAGUUCACAUGACAGACAGAUAUACAAGCUGAAUGCUGUCUGAGUUGUUGUUUCCUCCACUUUACACUAUUGUUUAUGUAUCACAUGUGCAUUUCUCCAUUUUAUAUACUGUAUUCAUCCUUUGCCGUACUUAAGAGAAAUGAACUAGUUUUUAAAAGAGGGGCAAAACUACCUUGGAGUUUUGGAGUGUGUCUCAGAAGUCAGCCUUGGGGGCAAAGAGGCAGUGAGCAGCAGAGGGCAUUUGCAAACCAAACAAAAGUUAUGGCAACCUUCACUGUUGGCCACAAUUCCCAAACAUUUCCAGGAUUCAUUUCUUUAGCUUGUUUGAGCUGUCCCGUCCCGUCCCCGCUUUAGUCCAGGAGGCUGUGCAGAUUAAUUCACACGUAUACAUUUGAAAAGCAGUAUUAUUCUCCCUUUUAAAAUGAAAUGUCCUUUCUCUGAAGCAAUUAAUAAAUCAGCUGGAACCCUGCUACCCUCUCAGCCAAACAAGCUGCAAAAAUUUGUUUGCUUUAUUUGAAGAUCAUCCUAGAGAGAAUUACCAUUUGCAAAGAUAUUGCAAACCUCUAAAAUAUGCACCUCUGACGCACAGCAAAUAGGAUUCUCUUCACUGGGUUUCCCCCUUAACGACCCUUGAUUUAGCACUAGCUCUUUGGUGAAAUAAACAAUGAUAUUUUUGAGCAUGAGGAGAGGCCAAGAGAGUGGGGCUGUUUUCAGUAGUCUCAGCACCUCUGUAGAUUUCCCUGUUUUGCCUUGAGUGGAUAAAAGCUACCCUUUACCAUUUUAACUACAUUGAACAAAAUGAAUGAAGAUCAGCCGCACUCUUCAUUCCACGCUGCUCCAAUAAUGCCAAACAGAAUAUUUACACAGGGCAUGAAUACAUCACAAAUUUAUACUGGUUUAUGGACCAGUCCCUGUAGGGAGGUCUCCCCUUGACCAGCUGCAGAAAAUUACACCACCUGUGCAAAUGGGGGAUGUUCCAGGGGCUGCCUCAGCAGAUUUUGCCAUACAAAAUGUUUCCUAGCAACUCUUGGCACCCAUAACGAACCACAAUUCCCGUGAUUCUUUGGGGGGGAAACCAUGAACAUUAAAGUGGCAUAGAAGUGCUUCAAAUAUACAGUGUGAAUGUGACCCAGAAAUUCGUUUCGAGUGCCAGAGCUGAACAGAAGUUCACAUUCACAGGCCUUCUACACAAAAUCUACCCAUUUCAGGAGGGGGACGAUGCAGGGGUACGCAUACCCCUAAACAUUUUGUGAAUCUUUGUACUUUUGUCCAUUUACUGCAUUUAUUUUUCCUGAUUUGAACUAUAAAAUGGUGGUUUUCUCGAGUCAAAAUGAGAGUACCCCUAAACAUUUUUUAAGAAAAAAAAAAGCACUGCCUUAAGCUUUAUUCAUUUCUGCAGCAUAAUUUAGGAAGGAGGAGGCUUCGUUGGUGCUCUUGCUAAACAAUUGGGAGUCAGAAACCUUGGGCAAUCUACUGAAAGUUACCCAGAUUUCUACUAGUAGAUCUCAAAUGCCUGCCCCUGUGUACAUGGCAUUCUUCACCUUUCUCCCGGUUCUGGUCUAUAAAUUUGGUGAGGCCACAGCAGCUUCCAGGGAGUGGAAGAUUCUUCCUUUGCUCCCUUUCUGUACUUAUUUCUUCAGUGAUCUCAUUAGGUGCACAUCUUCAGUGUGUCUUGGCUACGGGUGCUUUCUAUAAACUAAUCUGCCUCUUUCGGCUGCAGUCAAGGCUGGAAGAAAAGAAGAAAGAGAGAGAGAGAGAGAAUAUGCCUGCAAGUGUUAUUGUUAUUUCUAUUUUUAAAUACUGAGGCGCCCGACGUGUGCAGCAAGGAAUGUCAUGGGUGGGCUUAAAUGAAGAGACAAACAAACCUCGCAGAUUGUCAGAAGUGGCAGGCCUUGGCUGUAACUAUGAUCACAGCUCAUCUCUAAACCUAAGUCUAGAGAGCAAAGCUACCUUCUUGGAACAGCUUGUUCCAAAUAGACAACUUCCAAUGUAAGAAUGCAAGAGCUGCUUUUCUGGGGCAGAUGUAGGGUCUGUCUAGCCCUGCCUGGUGCCUUUGUGAAACUUGCAAGCAAGAGAGCCAUCACCUCUCUCUCUGUUACUUGUCCUCAGCCUUUGAUACUGCCCCUCAAGAAGGCGGUUCUAAUGAAAAAGAUACUGCAAAAUUGUUCAAUCCUUUUAUCUCUCUUUAAAAAGGGGGGGCAUCUAUGUUAUCGACCUCCAAAUCCCCAUUUUGUGGCAGUGAUUCCAUAAGCUGAUGAAGCAUUGUGAAAGAAGAUGUUCCAUCCUAAACAGAAGAUCUCCUCUUGCGUGUCCAAAUCAGCUUCACUGGGUGACUCCAAAUUCUAAAGAGUGAGAUACUGAUUUGUAUCCACAUCAAAUCCAUGCCUUUCAGAAGUUUUAUACACCUCUUUCAUGUUCCCACCCACUUUAAAUUAUAUUCUCCAUAAGGGAAAAGGCCCCCCCAAGCCCAAAUGUUUUAGACUUUCUUUGUAUGGAAGGUGUCCCAAAUUUCAUCACCCAAAACAUCAGAGAGAAUAAAUGGAACUUCAUUGUAUUGCAUCAGGCCAUUGGGCACAAAGGCUAUGGGGCACAGGUGGGCAACUUUGGAAAGAAAGAGAAAAUUAUGUGGGUAACAGACUGACUGGUAAAAACAGGAGGAGUAUGAGAGAGAGAGAGAGAGAGAGAGAGAGAGAGAGAGAGAGAGAGAGAGAGAGAGAGAGAGAGAGAGAGAGAAG
Messenger RNA from Zootoca vivipara (common lizard), 13391 nucleotides. The record is from RefSeq and is a predicted model, not a curated record. Lineage: Eukaryota; Metazoa; Chordata; Lepidosauria; Squamata; Lacertidae.